Molecule: messenger RNA, 1194 nt
Organism: Cornus florida
Lineage: Eukaryota; Viridiplantae; Streptophyta; Magnoliopsida; Cornales; Cornaceae
Exons: 2
Coding region: 1-1194 (397 amino acids)
Source: RefSeq, a predicted model, not a curated record
AUGGAGGGUGUGAUGCAGGCCAUGAAGGGAAAAGGCAUUGCAGCCAUAGAUGGUUUGGUGCAGAAAACCAAUUUGCCAUUCAGCCCUUCGGUUGUGAAAUGCCCUUUGCCAAGCAAAUUUAGAAUACCCACAAUUGAGAGUUUCGACGGAACUAAAGAUCCCCUCGACCACUUGGAGACUUUUCAGGCGCUUAUGCACCUACACGCGAUGCCGGAUGAGAUCAUGUGCAGGGCUUUCCCAAUUACUCUUAAAGGAUCAACACGGGUAUGGUUCAACAAACUAAAGCCAGGAAUCAUCGAAACCUUUGAAGAAUUGAGUAAAGGCUUCGUGGGCCAUUUCAUUGCUGGCCAGAGGCAUAGAAGGCCGGCUACCCACCUCCUUACUGUGAAGCAACAGAAGGGAGAGUCACUGCGAGAUUACAUUAGUCGUUUUAACACGGAGAUGUUACAGGUGGAGGAAGCGGAUGACAAGGUGGCCCUAGCCGCCUUAAUGGGAGGACUUCAAACCUCAAGAUUUCUCUUCUCUUUAUCAGAGGAACCUCCUACCAACAUGGCCGAGUUAUUGGUUCGAGCUAAAAGACAUAUGAAUGCUGAAGAUGCAAUGAUUGCGAGAAAGGGAAAAGAAGGGGAGGAUAAGAAGUCAGACAAGAAAAGGCCGGCCCUGAUGAUCAGAGAUGAAAAGGAAACCAAGUAUAAGAAACCCAUGGUCAACCAGAAUGAAAGGGCAUCUCGCUAUAAGAACACGGAGAGGUAUACAAAUUACACUCCUUUAAAUAUGCCGAUAGAUAAAGUUUUCCUACAGAUCCAGGAUGAACCAUAUCUGAAGUGGCCACCGAAGUUGAAGUCAGAUCUGGCAAGGAGACCUCGUGAUAACUAUUGCAGAAUCGACAUUAACCCACUAAGAGCAGGCCGAGAUAACCACCCUCCUGAUCAACAACCAAUAGGAGAGAUCAGGGUCAUAGCCGGGGGGUGUGCAGGAGGUGGAGAAUCGAGCUCAGCCCGUAAGGCCUAUGCAAGGAGAAUGCGAAGCUCAUCUGAGGUGUGCGAAGCGGGAGUACAGAUUCAACAUCGAAAGAUGCCUCGUUUAGGUGAUCCAGUUAUUACAUUCUCAGAUGAAGACAUGAAAGAUGUGCAGCAACCUCAUGACGACCCUCUUGUCGUCACCAUGAUGAUCGCUAACUAUAAUACUCGGUGA